AUGAGUACGCCUUAUACGUUGAUGAGAUGUCGGAUGAAAGAUUUGAUUUCGUGUUUCAAAGCUUGUAAAGUUCCGAUAGAGGAAGAAGAAAAUGAAUCUGAUUACCAGAAUCCAAAACCAUCGUCAAUAGAUCAUCAGAAUCGCCAAAGAGACAAAGGAGUACUGGAACUCGGAACGACGGCGGAGAAGGGCGGAGGAGGAGAAGAGUCGCCGACAAGCUGGCAAUCGUGUGAAUCUGAAGAAGAUGAAUACAUCGUGUUUUACUUCAGAGAUGACGACGCGGGAGUCGAUGUGAUUGAGGAGAGAGGCUUAGAGAACUCAAUUUCGAGGAAUCAGAACGUCAAUCCCGUCGAUCGUCGGAAGAAACAUGAAACAAGGAGAAUCGAAGUUGAUUCAAAGUCGAUUCCAUCCACAACCAAGGAGAUGAAUGACUGGUCGAAGCAUGAAUCCCAAGAACACAAAGACACAUUGGGGGAAUCGAGCGACUCAUCAAGUACAAGCUCUUUCGCUUUUCCAACAAUUCAAAGCGAAUGGACUGGUAGCCCUGUGUUGAUGCCAAGACCAGAAGGACACAACAAGACAAGGAGUGUUUGUAUUCAAUGCUGUAAAUUCUAG
Lactuca virosa is the source of this 615-nucleotide messenger RNA. NCBI's taxonomy places the organism in Eukaryota, Viridiplantae, Streptophyta, Magnoliopsida, Asterales, Asteraceae. The record is from the annotation of a GenBank genome assembly.